CUCGGGUGCCAGUCGAAUGUAACCUUCAUCCACUCGCUUUCCGGGGUAGAAAUUGGCAUGCCCAAAACUAUUAGACUCGAUGGAGGAAAUAGAAGGCGACCUAAUGCGGAAUUGGACACUUUUACGACGCCUCAUCUACCUAGGUAUCCAUACAACUCCACACUUAUAUCAGAGAGAGGGGGCACCGAGUUAUCACUAUGUAUAUGAUGAUACAAUGGCUUGACUUCGGCCUUAGCUGUUCGAUGUUACCUUGUGGUGUUUGAAAUCUACAUAGAUAUAUACUGCCCUCUUCAUCUUUCUUAUAUCGAGCUUAGUUGGAAACAAUUUAUUCAAGCUCUAGUUGAAGCAAAGAGAUUGGACAGCUAACACACCAAACCUGAAUAAACCACAGGGCCAAUAUACCAAUAAAUAAUGGGGUUCUCAGAGGAAGCAAUUAGUGAACUCCGCUCUAUCAUAGAGCAGAGUAUUAUCAGCGGCGGCGAGUCAACCGCGUCUACCGUCCCCGGGACAGUCGCUGUUGUUGUAGACCGAGACGGGAACGAACUAUUUGCCCAUUCGGCUGGCAAGCGAGGCAUUGUAUCCAAUGAAGCCAUGACGCUGGACAACGUAUUCUACCUAGCGAGCUGCACCAAACUAAUUGCAGGGCUUGCCUGUAUGCAACUUGUCGAAAAAGGCGAACUGAAAUUAGACGACGCGGCGCAAGUCGAAGAGCUAUGUCCAGAGCUAAAAGAUAUCAAAGUUCUCAAGGACGACGGAACUUUCGAAGAGAAGAAAAAAGGAAUUACCUUAAAAAUGCUGUUAACUCAUACCUCGGGUUUUUCGUACUCGUUCUUCAACGAGACGUUGAGGGAUUGGAGUCUUCCUAUCGGCAUUGAUGAGUUUUCUGGCGAUAUUAAGGAUAUCCUGAAGAUCCCGCUGCGAUUUCAGCCAGGCGAGAAAUGGGAAUACGGGAUUGGUAUCGACUGGGCCGGAAUCGUUCUGCAAAGGAAGACUGGAUUGACCCUGAAUGAGUACAUUCAAAAGAACAUCUGCCAACCACUUGGUCUGGGGAACGUUAACAUGAUACCGACGCAAUCUAUGAAAGACAACCUAGCUUAUAUGCACCAAAGACUGCACGACGGCAAGCUCAUUCCUCGAGACCACCUGCUCCGGCGACCCCUGCUCGUUUCAACCCCCCAAGAGAUCGCCGACACGUUCAACAGCGGCGGAGCCGGUCUCUUCGCCAAGCCCCAGGAAUACACCCGCGUCCUAGCAGUCCUCCUCAACGACGGAACCUGCCCCAAGACGGGCGCCAAGAUCCUCGAGAAAGCCACCGUCGAGCAGAUGUUCACGAACCAGAUCCCGCAGUUCCCCGACUUCGGGCGGCAGGGCAUCGCGGCAGCGAAGCCGCACCUGACAAACGCGGGCGCGGAGCUGUACCCGGUCCCCGGAAACGCGCCGCAGGGCUGGGGCUUGACGUUCAUGCUGAGCGGCGCCAGCCCGGCGACGGGCAGGUCGGCUAAGACUGCCUUCUGGGCCGGGCUGCCGAAUCUGUACUGGUGGGCGGACCGCGAGCAUGAUGUCGCGGGCAUGGUGUGCACGCAGAUUAUGCCGGCUUUUGACCCGGCGGUCCUUGGCCUGUGGUUCCAGCUCGAGGCCGCUGUGUAUAAGCAUUUGAAGCUGGCUAAAGCAUAGUAGUCAAUGGGAAUUAUCUGCGGCGGGGUUGUUAGGGUUGGAGCUCUAAGUUCCAUAAGCUCUGGGUAGGAACUAGUCGCCCGAGGGAGGGACUUAAAAAUAGGGGGAGCGUAUAAAGUAGGGUUAUAUAACUCACUUUAUGUUAUGUACCCAAGGUCUCGCCUAAAGGGUCUUGAUGCCAGCUUAUGAAGUUCAUAUAUAUACCUAUAUAAUGCCAUCUCCAAAUGAGCUCAGUGAUUUAGACUAGAAGUUGACUAAAUCAACCAGCUUAACUGGCGUGGAUGCUUUCUUAUACUAAAUAGAGCACUUUCACGUGUGAACUCGGCGAAUAGUCCCUAGAUUAUAGCGCAUAGAUUUGA
Daldinia decipiens is the source of this 2033-nucleotide messenger RNA. Its product is annotated as beta-lactamase family protein. Bases 412 to 1674 code for a protein of 420 amino acids. The transcript is spliced from 3 exons. Lineage: Eukaryota; Fungi; Ascomycota; Sordariomycetes; Xylariales; Hypoxylaceae. The record is from RefSeq and is a predicted model, not a curated record.